AGCCAGCUACUAUCGGAAGGGGGGUUGUGCAAUGUUGCCCGUCAAAUGGAUGCCUCCUGAGGCUUUCAUGGAAGGGAUAUUUACAUCAAAAACAGACACGUGGUCCUUUGGCGUACUGCUGUGGGAGAUAUUCUCUCUGGGAUACAUGCCCUACCCUAGCAAAAGUAACCAGGAGGUUCUGGAGUUUGUGACCAAUGGAGGAAGGAUGGAUCCACCUAAAAACUGCCCUGGCCCUGUUUAUCGCAUAAUGACCCAAUGUUGGCAGCACCAGCCUGAAGACCGGCCAAAUUUUGCCAUAAUCCUGGAGAGGAUUGAGUACUGCACUCAGGAUCCAGAUGUCAUCAACACUGCUUUGCCGAUAGAAUAUGGCCCAACAGCUGAGGAGGAGGAGAAAGCAGCGAUGCGUCCUGAUGAUCCAGAAGGAAUUCCUCCUCUCUUGGUCUCCACACACCAAGACAGAAAGGAUGACAAGCAAACUCUGCCAUCUCCACCACCCCUGCCAUCAGCCAUCACUGCUGGAAAAUCUCUGGGGAAAGUGGGAGCCUUGGAACCACCAGUGCCAGGAAGGGUGCAGUCAGCCUCCACGGGGGGACAUAUCAACAUGGCCUAUGCCCAGUCCAAUCCCCCCUCUGAGCUGCACAGAAGCCGGGGCUCCAGAAACAAGCCCACCAACCUCUGGAAUCCAACCUACGGUUCCUGGUUUGCCGAGAAGCAGCAGGCCAGCAAAGGCAGCAGUUCUCUGCUGGAGAAGGAGAUGCCGGAGAGGGAGAAUUUGGGACAGGAAGGAAACUGUACUGUGGGGCCCAACAUUGUGACUGGCAGGCUGCCAGGCUCCUCCCUGCUAUUAGAGCCAUCUUCCCUAACAGCAAGCGUUAAAGAAGUGCCUCUCUUUAGGCUCCGCCACUUCCCCUGUGGCAACGUCAACUACGGAUACCAACAGCAGGGCUUACCCUUGGAAGCCUCCACGCCACCUUGCGCCAGCAGUUACGAGGACCCUGUCCCUCGAAACAAGAGCCACAUAACCCAGCAGGGGCCAUGA
This is a messenger RNA of Apaloderma vittatum (bar-tailed trogon), 1039 nucleotides long. RefSeq names its product ALK tyrosine kinase receptor-like. Gene Ontology annotation, cellular component: signaling receptor complex. The record is from RefSeq and is a predicted model, not a curated record. Lineage: Eukaryota; Metazoa; Chordata; Aves; Trogoniformes; Trogonidae. Gene Ontology annotation, molecular function: transmembrane receptor protein tyrosine kinase activity; ATP binding. The annotation marks the transcript as partial. Gene Ontology annotation, biological process: regulation of cell population proliferation; multicellular organism development; regulation of neuron differentiation. The transcript is spliced from 5 exons.